This is a messenger RNA of Perca flavescens (yellow perch), 2460 nucleotides long. It is a transcript of the gene ehd2b, whose product is annotated as EH-domain containing 2b. Gene Ontology annotation, cellular component: plasma membrane; cytoplasm. The coding region runs from base 728 to 2368 and encodes 546 amino acids. Gene Ontology annotation, biological process: endosomal transport; endocytosis. Lineage: Eukaryota; Metazoa; Chordata; Actinopteri; Perciformes; Percidae. Gene Ontology annotation, molecular function: protein binding; calcium ion binding; GTP binding. The record is from RefSeq and is a predicted model, not a curated record. The transcript has 7 exons.
CACAGCUGUGCUCAUCCCUUCCCUGAGCAGAGUGUUGGUGCUGCCCACAGUGUUGCCAGGCAUCCCUGGAAGAGGAGGUGCAUUAAAUUUGGAGGAGCAAGCCAGGGGAGAGUGAAGAAGUUGGCCUCAGUGUGUGGUGUGUGCCUGUGUCUCACUGUUUGCCUUGUGCUCUUACGGAACCUUUUGCCAGAUUUUGGAGCUCAUCUGAAAUCCAUUAAACCCCUGGAGAAGAAGGAUCGCCUGUAAUCUGGCUGCGUUGGCGCUCCACUGAGGGUUCCUAUUUGCUGUCAAAAGGUAUAUACAUGUAGCGGCAGCUCCUCCAAGAGACUGUUUUCUGUCUCCUCAAGUCCAAAUAUUUUCCAAGCUCCAGAGGGCAGGACUGCAGAGAGAGAGAGAGAGAGAGAUCAAGACGCUUGAAGGCUGUGCUUUCUCCAUAAUAACUUGGGGCUAAAAGUGAUCAGUGUGGCGACUGUUGUCGAAGGGAGAGACUUGAAACAGAACAUCGGCCCUAUCGUUCCUCUCGGCGUGCGCACGGGAGGUUUCAAGGACAAGUGAGCAGCGUUCACACAAAUACAGGAAACACCUGAAGGUUUUCCAAGGUUCCAGCCACAGGAAAUACAGCUCCAAACAACAGACACACUUUGACACUGAUAUAUAUAUAUAUAUAUAUAUAUAUAUAUAUAUUUAUUUAGUAAGAAGCUCCCUAUCGUCCUGUCAGUCAGUCAACAUGUCCCGCUGGGGAAGAAAAGAUGUGAAGAAGGCGCCUGAGGUGAUCCGCACCGUGACAGAAGGGCUCAAGUCCUUGUAUUGCAAGAAGCUGCUGCCUCUGGAGGAGUACUAUGGUUUCCAUGACUUCCACUCUCUCAGUCUGGAGGACGCGGACUUCGAUAACAAGCCUAUGGUGCUGGUGGUGGGACAGUACUCCACUGGAAAGACAACGUUCAUCAAGUAUCUACUGGAGCAGGAUAUUCCUGGGAGCAGGGUGGGACCCGAACCCACCACCGACUGCUUCACUGCCAUCAUGCACGGGGAGGUGGAGGGAGUCAUCCCCGGGAACGCCCUCAUCGUAGACCCCAACAAGCCUUUCCGCAAACUCAACCCUUUCGGAAACACCUUUCUCAACAGGUUCCAGUGCGCCCAGAUGCCCAACCAGGUCUUGGAGAGUAUCAGCAUCAUCGACACGCCGGGGAUCCUGUCCGGGGCCAAGCAGAGAGUGAGCAGAGGUGAGAGACGCAACAAAGGCUACGACUUCCCGGCGGUGCUGCGCUGGUUUGCCGAGCGCGUGGACCGCAUCAUCCUGCUGUUUGACGCCCACAAACUGGAGAUCUCGGACGAGUUCUCCGAGGCCAUCGGCGCCCUGAAAGGCAACGAGGACAAGCUGCGCGUGGUGCUCAACAAGGCCGACAUGGUGGGCACCCAGCAGCUGAUGAGGGUGUACGGCGCACUCAUGUGGUCCCUGGGGAAGGUGUUUGGCACCCCGGAGGUUCUGCGCGUCUACAUCGGCUCCUUCUGGUCCGAGCCGCUGAUGGUGGCCGACAACCGGAAGCUGUUUGAGCUGGAGGAGGAGGAUCUGUUCGCCGACAUCCAAAACCUCCCUCGCAACGCAGCUUUACGCAAGCUCAAUGACCUGGUCAAGAGGGCGCGUCUGGUCAGGGUCCAUGCCCACAUCAUCAGCUAUCUGAAGCAGGAGAUGCCUUCUGUCUUCAGGAAGGACAACAAAAAGAAGAAUCUGAUCUACCAGCUGCCAGUGAUUUUCUCGAAGAUCCAGCUGCAGCACAACAUUUCUCCCGGAGACUUCCCAGACUGUGCCAAGAUGCAGGAGCAAUUGAUGGUUCACGACUUCUCCAAGUUCAAAACCUUGAAGCCUAACCUGAUGACGGCCUUGGACGAGUUGCUCUCCGCGGACAUCUCCAAGCUGAUGCCCCUGCUGCGGCAGGAGGAGCUGGAGGCGGGCGAGCAGCUGGGCGUGCAGGGCGGGGCCUUCAUCGGGACCCGCGCCGGGCCGUUCGGGGAGGGCGACCCCUUCACCCUGGAGAACGGAGAGGGAUGCGAGGAGGAGGAAGACUGGGUGGUGACCAAAGACAAGCCCAAGUAUGACGAGAUCUUCUACAACCUGGCUCCCAGCGAGGGGAAGCUGAGCGGCAACAAGGCCAAGGACUGGAUGGAGAGCUCCCGCCUGCCCAACUCGGUCCUGGGUCGCAUCUGGAAGCUGUCCGACGUGGACCACGACGGCAUGCUGGAUGAUGAAGAGUUUGCCCUGGCCAGCCACCUGAUCGAGGUGAAGCUGGAGGGCCACGGCCUGCCCCCGGAGCUUCCCACGCGCCUGAUCCCGCCCUCCAAACGCAGGCAGAAGGGUUCGGAUGCGUAGACAUGACCCAAGUCCCUGGAGUUGAGAGAGACUCUUCUCUAUGGGCUGUGCCAGCGUUCGUAUUUGCUCUUGUCUUCUCCCCCAGACCCCCC